UUGUAUCAAAGCAGCAGAACACUCAGAAACCCCUAUGAUUUCAGCCAUGGAACUCCACUUUCCUUCCGCAACCAUGAGAUCUUCCUUCCAAUUCCGGGCGGGGAAGCUGCCCCCAAGCCCCCCCGAGAAGCUCCCAGUUAUAGGCCACAUCCACCACUUGCUCGGAGCUAUGCCACACCGUGCUCUUCGCGAGCUGUCCUCGCGGCAUGGGCCUUUCAUGCAUCUCAAGCUCGGCCAAAUCGACCCACAUCAUCGCCUCCUCCCCGGAGGCUGCGAGAGAUAUCAUGAAGACCCAUGACCUUGCCUUCGCCUCUCGGCCUCAACUACUCGCUCCUUUCGUCUUGUUCUAUGGUGGCAAAGACAUUGUCUUCUCUCCCGUGGGCGACUACUGGCGGCAGCUGCGAAAGAUAUGCAUGCAGGAGUUACUGAGCCCGAAGCGCGUCAAGUCAUUCAGCACAUGCCGACAAGAAGAGAUGUCGAACCUUGUGGAGGCAAUCUCCAAGAAGAGCGGAUCUCCUGUUAACCUUAGUGAGAUGCUUCUCCUGUCAUCCAAUUCCUUUAUCUCAAGAGUCGCAUUUGGCAAGAAAUGCAAGCAUGGAUUGAGAUUUAUCACAGGAAUGAAGAAAGCGAUUGAGUUGGCCUCCGGUUUUAGUUUAGCCGAUCUUUUCCCCUCAUGGAGUUUUGUCGACGCUCUUACUGGAAUGACCGCGAGGACAAAGAAAGCUCGCCAAGAGAUUGAUGAGAUCCUUGAGGAGAUACUCAAGGAGCACGAAGAGAAGAGGGAGGGCAUAAGCAGCAAAGAAGAUCAACUAGAGGAGGAAGAUCUUGUUGACGUACUUUUAGAUGUGGCGGAAAAUGGUGAACUUGAAAUUCCACUCACACGCACCGACUUGAAGAGCGUUGUCUUGGAAAUGUUUAUUGGAGGGACCGAGACAUCGUCGACAACCUUGGAAUGGGUGAUGAUAGAGCUAAUGAGACACCCCGAGAUGAUGCAGAAAGCUCAGGCAGAGGUGCGACAAGCUCUAAAGGAGAAGGCCAACAUCAAAGAGGAAGACAUGAGUGAACUCCACUAUUUAAAGCUAGUGAUCAAAGAGACUAUGAGGCUACACCCUGCUCUCCCACUACUAGUACCGAGGUUCAACAGUGAAAAUUGUCAAGUAGGUGAUUAUGAAAUUCCAGCAGGUACUCGGGUUAUCGUCAAUGCAUGGGCUAUUGCAAGGGAUCCAAGGUACUGGGAGGACCCGGAGAGCUUUAGGCCGGAGAGGUUCGACGGCAGCAUGGUGGACUACAAAGGGAGUAGCUUUGAGUUCGUGCCUUUUGGGGCAGGGAGGAGGAUAUGCCCUGGGGUUACGUUUGCGAUGGCCCAAAUGGAGAUGGCCCUGGCCUACCUCCUUUUCCACUUUGAUUGGGAGCUUCCUAAUGGGAUGGAACCCCAGGAUCUGGACAUGACCGAGAGCUUUGGGGCAACCACCGGCCUAAAAUCACCCCUCUGGUUAGUUCCAGUUCCUUUCAAACCAUCCGAAAAUGAGACUAUGUUGCCUCAUAUUAGGAUGAAUGCCCCACUGAACUAUUACUGAUAGGUCUUUGGGAGAUAGUACAUUAUGUUGCUGCUUGUUGUGGACUGGAAGAAUGUAUUCAACUCAUAAUGUUGUUAGCACGAUGGAUCUUGUUUUAGGAUAUUGGCACUCUUCUCCCAAA
Phoenix dactylifera (date palm) is the source of this 1698-nucleotide messenger RNA. RefSeq names its product desmethyl-deoxy-podophyllotoxin synthase-like. Gene Ontology annotation, molecular function: heme binding; oxidoreductase activity, acting on paired donors, with incorporation or reduction of molecular oxygen; monooxygenase activity. The record is from RefSeq and is a predicted model, not a curated record. Lineage: Eukaryota; Viridiplantae; Streptophyta; Magnoliopsida; Arecales; Arecaceae.